Etheostoma cragini (Arkansas darter) is the source of this 2404-nucleotide messenger RNA. RefSeq names its product wingless-type MMTV integration site family, member 7Aa (gene wnt7aa). The coding region runs from base 306 to 1355 and encodes 349 amino acids. The record is from RefSeq and is a predicted model, not a curated record. The transcript is spliced from 4 exons. Lineage: Eukaryota; Metazoa; Chordata; Actinopteri; Perciformes; Percidae. Gene Ontology annotation, biological process: multicellular organism development; neuron differentiation; positive regulation of JNK cascade. Gene Ontology annotation, cellular component: extracellular region. Gene Ontology annotation, molecular function: cytokine activity; frizzled binding.
GUGUCCUGGAUAAUCUGAGCGUGUACCUGCAGGCUGCUCUCAGGCUGAUCCUCUGCAGAACACGCCCUCAUAAAAAAGGUAGAGACACCGUGCUGCUUACCUGAAAGAAAAGAGCCCCAAUGCUCCCCUUGGGGUUCACACCACCGAACACCUACCAAAUGAAAUCAAAACAAGUUUGGAUUAUCCCGAGGAACUGUAUUCAAGUCUGCAGCUGGGAGCUCCUGGACACCCAGCAGGAUUCGAGAGAGAAGUAAGGCUGGUUGUUGCAACAGCAGAGCGUUCACCCACCGGCUGGGCUGAGCACCAUGAGUAGAAAGGCACGGCGCUGGAUUUUCCAUUUCUUUCUUUGCCUUGGAGUACUGUAUCUGAAGAUCGGGGGCCUGUCGUCGGUGGUUGCUCUGGGAGCGAGCAUCAUCUGUAAUAAAAUCCCCGGCUUGGCCCCCCGUCAGAGGACUAUCUGUCAGAGCCGACCCGACGCGAUCAUAGUGAUCGGAGAGGGAGUUCAGAUGGGCAUCAGCGAGUGUCAGUUUCAGUUUAGACACGGACGCUGGAAUUGCUCGGCCCUGGCAGAAAGGACCGUGUUCGGGAAAGAGCUCAAAGUGGGCAGCAAGGAGGCUGCCUUCACCUACGCUAUCAUUUCUGCCGGGGUCGCCCAUGCAGUCACUGCGGCCUGCACCCAGGGGAGCCUAAGCGGCUGCGGCUGCGACAAGGAGAAACAGGGUUUUUACAACCAGGAGGAGGGCUGGAAGUGGGGUGGCUGCUCUGCAGACGUCAACUACGGCCUGGGUUUCUCAAAGGUGUUUGUGGACGCACGGGAGAUCAAGCAGAAUGCCAGGACUCUUAUGAAUUUACAUAACAACGAAGUGGGACGCAAGGUCCUGGAGAAGGGCAUGCGUCUGGAGUGCAAGUGUCAUGGUGUGUCAGGAUCCUGCACCACCAAGACAUGCUGGACGACGCUCCCCAUGUUCCGUCAGCUGGGAUACAUCCUCAAGGACAAGUACAACCAGGCUGUGCACGUGGAACCAGUACGAGCCAGCCGCAACAAGCGCCCCACCUUCCUUAAGGUCAAGAAACCCCACUCAUACCGCAAGCCUAUGGACACAGAGCUGGUCUACAUUGAGAGGUCACCCAACUACUGUGAGGCUGACCCUCUGACUGGCAGCAUGGGAACACAGGGCCGCCUGUGCAACAAAACGACUCAGCAGCCCAACAGCUGCGACUUGAUGUGUUGCGGUCGGGGAUAUAACACACACCAGUACUCACGCGUUUGGCAGUGCAACUGCAAGUUCCUGUGGUGCUGCUAUGUGAAAUGCAACACCUGCAGUGAGAGGACAGAGGUUUAUACCUGUAAAUAGAAAUAUUUAUUGGAUGUUUAUUUAGACGUACAGCUACACUGGACUGUGUGUGAAUAUGUUUCAGAAUAAGGUGUCUUUCUGGCUGGUACAUGCAUGAAGAGUAUCAGCCUUUCUGUCUUGGCAUUACAACAAUCAGGACAGCCGGUUCCUCCAAUGUGUGUUGAUUCUACUGAUGCCAAUGGACGUCUGCCAUGACACUGGACUCAAGCUAUGGGCUCAUAAAUUAUUUUUUUUAUUUUUCAAUUUAAAUGCCAUUUCCUGCCCCACACUUGACUUCUCUGCAGACCAUAAUGGUCUACUAUCAUGAAUCACUUCAAAUAGUGAUAGUUUUUUUUUUAUAAUAUUAAUAACAAUCAUAAUUUAUUAAAGGGAAAAACUACUGAAGAUUUUGAAAUUUCACUGACAAUUCACUGUAGAUUUUGAAAAUUCACUGUAGACUAAUUCUUGUAAAUUGGUGAAAAGCUAAACAAGUUCUCUUUUCUUAACAAGACAACUUACUCACUGGUGCUGAGAACUGAAACAGUCUGAACAAAACUGAACUUGACUGACCGUCAUAUUUGGAAGCCUGCAGUUUAUGUUCAGUAUGCCUAGCGGAAUAAUAUUAAACUACUGUUCCGGGGCCUGCAUGAUACGAUCGGUUUCUACUUGUUUCUAUGCCCCGUCCCCAAAGUUUGCUGCUGGCUGUCUGGAAAGUUCCAGAGCUUGUGACUGAGGAGCCAUAUUGACUACUCAAUUUAACAUCCCUGUGAGCUUCCAACAUAAAUUCCCCCGAAUAUAUAAGAUAUAUUUUGUAAGAGAUUAUUUUUAUAUUAUUCUGUUUUUAAUUUAUUUUCUAUUUUGAUGUAAGCUAUUUUCUCUUAGCAUUUAUAAAUGUUUAGUUAAAGUGUUUACCUCUAAAACACUGUUCUAAAAAUUUGCCUUUUUAUUUAGCAGAACAUCAUAAUGUUUUAAUGAAAUGCUGCAUUGUGAUUUGUAACUCAUUUCCAGAAAAUUUGCUUUAUUACCAAUAGAGAGCCAAAGUCCUGAUGUCACCUCCAGGCUAGCCCCUG